GGAGGAGAGGUGGAGGAGAGAGAGGGAGCGGACAGAGGACAGGAGAGAGGGAUAAAUAGCAGAAGAGAGGAGAGAACAAGGGACACGGACUGCUGCAACCGGAGAUACCUGCAGACAUCCAGAUAACACGGGAGUUCAUUUUCAAUUACAUGACAGUCUAAUUAACGAUUCUAGUGACUGCGCCAAAACGCGCAUUCAUUUGGGGAUUUUCUCCACCCGCACGUCCAACUUUUCUUUUUCUGCGCUCCACGGGCUGACCCACGCUCUCUGGCUGAUACCGAGGUUCCCUCUACUCACCUCUUGGACCUCGACUUUGAUCUCCUCUUCUGUAAACCGGAUCUGGUGUCUUAUCUGUGAUGGGGGCAGCGGCGGAGGUUGGGAGCUUCGCCAACGGAUUUCUGGACAGCUUUGGCCCCGCGGGUGCCGUUCCGGCUUCCGUUGGCUCUCAUUUCGUUCUCACCCCAGCCGGGGCGGUGGACUACAACUCGGUAACCGGACUGAUGAUGGGGGGGCAGGGGCAGCAGCAGGAGCACCUGGUGUCCGCGGAGAGGCUGUCCCGGAGCCUGGCGAACCUCAGCCAUCUGAAAGGGAUUCUGAGGCGGCGGCAGCUCUACUGCAGGACCGGCUUCCACCUGGAGAUCCGUCCCGAUGGCACCGUGCAGGGCACCAGGAAGGACCACAGCAGAUUCGGUAUUUUGGAGUUCAUCAGUCUGGCUGUGGGACUGGUUAGCAUCAGAGGUGUGGACAGUGGCCUCUAUCUCGCCAUGAACAGCAAGGGAGAACUGUAUGGAUCGGAGAAGCUGUCUGCAGAAUGUGUAUUUAGGGAGCAAUUUGAGGAGAACUGGUACAACACCUACUCAUCCAACAUCUACCGGCAUGGAGAAAAGGGUGCAUUUUACUUUGUUGCGUUGAACAAAGAUGGGACAUCCCGGGAUGGAACCAGGUCGAGGCGACAUCAGAGGUUCACGCACUUCCUGCCGAGGCCUGUAGACCCGGAUAGAGUACCAGAGCUGUACAGGGACAUACUGGAACAGAGCUGAGACUGAGGGGGUGUUAUGCUGACCAUGUCAGAGCCAGCGGAGCUGAAAAGCAAUUGAAGUGCACCUAAUCCUUUCCCUUUCUUGAGGGAGAUGGAAGAUCUUGUUGGUCUGGGCAAAACAGGAUCAUAUGAAGUGCAUCAUCAUCAACACUCCCUACUGCUGGCACGGAGGAAGGAAAGAGACUCGCUCUGAAGCAGACUAGACAGGGAGUUUCACUGAGCAGCACCAGGGAUCUUCUGUAGGAGAUAUGAAGCCCACGUGAAAGACAUAGAGGCUACUUGGGCCCCCAAUAUUGCCCCUUUAUUGGCCUGUGGAGAGGCCCUGGUGGCCAAACAGAUGAUUUAUGGAUUUCCUUUGAGUUUCCACCAAUUAGAUCCAUCUACCUGCUAGUCCAAACCACAUGUUCAAGAAGACAAAAGUACGGGAACUAAUCUAUGAGAUGCACAGCUUGUUUUUAGUAGCUUUUACAGCUGUGGCUGAUGAUUCUUUUCAAUUCCACUAUUUUCAAUAGGCCAUUUAAUUUUAUGCAAAACACUGCUGUGGCUGCUAUGUAAACGAUUUAAUGAAAAUGCAUAAUCCACUAUACAUCGUGGCUGGUUUGCACAAAAAGGUAGUUUUAUGCACUGGAAAGCAGUCAUGUCUGUUUUGGGAAACAGGUCUGAGAGCUGUAUGGGCCUGACUGUUGUGAUGGCAGGGAAAGAUUCUCUUUGAAACUGCUCCAAAGACAGAUGCUGCUCAGAAAAUAUGACUUUUCUCCAAAGUGCAUGAGGAGCGAGAGAGGAAGUGCAGAUCCAAUGGAGUUUUAUAAGGACUUCCUCUGUGUUCUUCUGUGGCGGAAUACUGCGUGUUCAUCUGUUGGAACUCUGGAGCCUCCUUGUAGAACCCAGUGAAGGAAUUCUGUUGUUCUCCCACUGACUGCAGUCAAACAAUAAUCACAGGACAGACAGAGACACCUUUACAAACCUGGUGACAGAUUUUAUUCUUAUUUAUGAGUUUUUGCUUCCUAGGACAUACAGUAUAUUUAUUUCAUAUAUUUAUUUAUUUUGAGAAUAUAUUUUUACAGGUAUGAGAUAAAAUUAAAAAAAAAAAUUC
Messenger RNA from Scatophagus argus, 2132 nucleotides. Its product is annotated as fibroblast growth factor 20-like. NCBI's taxonomy places the organism in Eukaryota, Metazoa, Chordata, Actinopteri, Scatophagidae. Gene Ontology annotation, biological process: fibroblast growth factor receptor signaling pathway; cell differentiation; positive regulation of protein phosphorylation. The transcript is spliced from 3 exons. The record is from RefSeq and is a predicted model, not a curated record. The coding region runs from base 357 to 1040 and encodes 227 amino acids. Gene Ontology annotation, cellular component: cytoplasm. Gene Ontology annotation, molecular function: growth factor activity; fibroblast growth factor receptor binding.